AUGCCGCGCCUGUUUCUCAUCCGUCAUGGGGAGACGGAAUGGUCGCUGAACGGUCGUCAUACUGGGCGUACCGAUAUACCUCUCACGAAGCGUGGGGAAGACGAUGCUCUCCAGAGGGCGCAGACACUAGUCGGGUCCGGCAAGGUCCUCGAUCCUGCUAACCUGUGUACAGUCUACGUCUCGCCACGUAUCCGCGCGCACAAGACGUUCCAUCUCCUUUUUGACCAUCUUGACAAGCUUCCUGAUCACGUCAUCACUGAGGAAGUCAGGGAGUGGGACUAUGGCGAGUACGAGGGUCUCCUCCCGUCUGAAAUCAAGGCCAAAAAUCCCAGCUGGGUGAUUUGGAAGCACGGGUGUCCCGGCGGCGAAAGCGUAGAGGAGAUGUGCAUGCGCGUCGACACUGUGAUUCAGAAGGUGAGGGAGCAUCACAGGAAAUACCUUGAAGAAGGAACCGUGUCGCGCGACGUCGUUAUCGUCGCGCACGGUCAUUUCAAUCGCGUGGCUAUAGCGCGCUGGAACCGAUUCCCGCUAUCCAUGGGCACCCAUUUCAACGUCGAGCCUGCAGGUAUGGCUGUCCUAAGCUACAACCACCGCAACCUCGAUGAGCCCGCUUUGAACGCCCUAAACCUGUAUGCCCAAGUUACUUGAACGUCAGUUACAUGCUAUGUUGGCCGUGUCCUGUAUAUAUCUCUAUUAGUAUGGUGACGAAUCGGACGAUAGACACU
Molecule: messenger RNA, 725 nt
Organism: Phanerochaete carnosa HHB-10118-sp
Lineage: Eukaryota; Fungi; Basidiomycota; Agaricomycetes; Polyporales; Phanerochaetaceae
Exons: 8
Coding region: 1-648 (215 amino acids)
Biological process (GO): ribose phosphate biosynthetic process
Molecular function (GO): sedoheptulose-bisphosphatase activity
Source: RefSeq, a predicted model, not a curated record